AUGUUAUUUCUCCGCCAGGAGAUGCUUUUGGGGGCUUUCGCCCACCUAGCUUGCAUAAUAAGCCUUGUUUCUGCCACUAGAUGGGAAGCUCAGGAAAGCUACAUCUUGAACACCAUAAACAAUGAGGACUUCAACAUGGAUAACUUUUUAAAAUCGCCAACUAGCUACGGAAACCUUCCACCAAUCAUCAGUAUGCCCAAGAAAAGCCAGCGAACAUUGGAGUUGGGCGAAAUUCCAGACUACAUUUUAGAUUAUGCUCCUUUAGUUCACUUGUACAGUGAGGAAAGAUACCUUCCAUACGACAUCAAAAAGUUUGUGAGGCAUCUUCACGCUGAGUACGAUAACGGAACGAUAAUCGAGGGCACGGAGCACGGGUGCUCGAUCGAUACGUUGGAGGAACUUCCUAGACUCCCCGAUUUGUAUCUUAGUUCAAAUACGGACUUCAACACCGACCCGGAGUGGAUUACCGGGUCGCACAACAAACCGUCGCUCAUCGAUGGCGAGAUAAAGGACGCUCCAGCCACGUUGAUCGUAGUUGACAAAGGUAAUGGCUGGGUGGAUGCGUUUUGGUUUUACUUCUAUUCGUUUAACUUGGGGCCCUUCGUGAUGGGCUCCGGUCCCUACGGUAACCACGUUGGUGAUUGGGAACACUCGCUCGUCAGGUAUUACAAAGGCAAACCCAUUAUUGUGUGGAUGUCGGCUCAUGGAGGGGGUGGUGCGUUCUUCUACGAACAUCUAGAGAAAUGGGAACUCGAUCCCAAUCAUCCCGUCAUUUUUUCUGCUCGAGGCACACAUGCCAACUAUCCCUCGGUAGGCCAGCAUCCUCACGAUUUGCCGUACGCCAUACUUUCGGAUUUCACCGAUAGAGGGCCCCUUUGGAAUCCAACCAAAAACUACUUGGCAUACUCCUACGACGGAGAGUUCGUGUAUCCCGCAAAAAACAACUCCAACAAAGCCCAUGUCGGACGUGAAGAACGCUACGGCAAUUGGCUUUCAUUCACAGGACAUUGGGGAGACAAACAAUUACCCUCCGAUGACCCACGCCAGCAGUACUCGCUUAUUGGGGGUCAUAAGCAUAUAGACGGGCCCCAUGGGCCAUUGAUGAAGAACCUUGUGAGACUCAGUCCUUGCGAAAGACACAAGUGGUGGAAUUUCUGGAGUGGGUGCAAUAUUAGGAGAAAUAUUAAAUGGGGAAUAGGUGUUGAGAGUGAAGGGUACAAUUGCGGCAACAUUUUUUUGAUGAUUCGACCAGUGUGGUUGAGAAAAUUACUACAGAAGGUCACCUGGGGUGGAGUCUUUUGUUUUGUCGUAGACUUGAUUUACGGUUGA
Molecule: messenger RNA, 1329 nt
Organism: Meyerozyma guilliermondii ATCC 6260
Lineage: Eukaryota; Fungi; Ascomycota; Pichiomycetes; Serinales; Debaryomycetaceae
Exons: 1
Coding region: 1-1329 (442 amino acids)
Source: RefSeq, a predicted model, not a curated record